ACUUUAGCCUAAAGGUCCAGGUCUCCUCCCCUUUUUUUAUUACUUUGUACCCAAAGAACUUGGUUGAUCUUUUGUCAACAAUUUGAUUAUUGAAUAAAUACACCAAACUAAUCUUAACUAGGUGGUAAACUUUCAGAAUAUUACUUUAAAGUCCUAGGUUUAGUAAGUUUUUCUUCUAGAAGGUGGUGGUGUGGGUUUUUUUCUCAGCUGGUUUAACUGAUUGCUCUUUUAUAAAGCUGCUUAACCUAACUGUUUGCGGGGAAAAGGCAGGAAUGUAAAAACCCAGAAUUUUAAAGAUUGUGAGGUUUGUGUGGAAAGCAGAGAAGUGGUUUUUUAAUAAUUUAAACUUGUGCGUUUUCUUUUGAUCAGGUCGGAGUGAUCGACUUUUCCCUCUACCUUAAGGAUAUGCAGGAUCUUGACGGUGGCAAAGAGCAUGAAAGAAUUACUGAUGUCCUUGAUCAAAAAAAUUAUGUGGAAGAGCUGAACCGGCACUUAAGUUGCACAGUUGGGGAUCUCCAAACCAAGAUAGAUGCCUUGGAAAAGACCAAUUCAAAGCUUCAAGAAGAGCUUUCAGCUGCAACAGACCGGAUUUUUUCACUUCAAGAAGAACAGCAACAGUUAAGAGAACAAAAUGAAUUAAUUCGUGAAAGAAGUGAGAAGCAUGUGGAGAUAACAAAACAGGACACAAGAGUUGAGCUGGAGACUUACAAGCAGACUCGGCAGGGCCUGGACGAGAUGUACAGCGACGUGUGGAAGCAGCUGAAGGAGGAGAAGAAGGUCCACCUGGAACUAGAAAAGGAACUGGAGUUACAAAUUGGGAUGAAAACCGAAAUGGAAAUUGCAAUGAAGUUGUUAGAAAAGGACACCCACGAGAAACAGGACACCCUUGUCGCCCUCCGCCAGCAGCUGGAAGAAGUGAAAGCGAUCAAUUUGCAAAUGUUCCACAAAGUUCAGGAUACAGAGAGCAGCUUACAGCAAAAGAAUGAAGUCAUCACAUCUUUUGAAGAAAAAAUCAAUCAAGUUAUGUCCAACAUGAAACAGAUGGAAGAAAGGUUACAGCACUCAGAGAGAGCACGGCAGGGCGCCGAGGAGCGGAGCCACCAGCUGCAGCAGGAGCUGGGCUGCAGGACCCGUGGGCUGCAGGAGCAGCUCUCCCAGCUGCACAGCCAGUGCUCAAGUCUAGAGAAAGAGUUGAAGUCAGAAAAAGAGCAAAGGCAAGCUCUUCAACGAGAGUUGCAGUGUGAGAAGGAUACCUCCUCUCUCCUCCGAGCAGAGCUACAGCAAGUAGAAGGAUUAACAAAGGAGCUGCGAGAGCUCCAGAACGAGAAGGCAGAGCUACAGAAGGUUUGCGAUGAGCAAGAACAAGCCCUCCAGGAAAUGGGACUGCACCUCAGCCAGUCAAAGCUGAAGAUGGAAGACAUCAAAGAAGUAAAUAAGGCACUGAAGGGCCACACUUGGCUGAAAGAUGAUGAAGCUACUCACUGUAAGCAGUGUGAGAAGGAGUUCUCCAUCUCCCGGAGAAAGGUAUGUGGGCUGGCCACCUCUGUGAGCCCAGGGGCCGGGUUGGUGCCCCGCUUGGGCUCCCCUUCCUCUGGUUCUGGGAAAAGCCCUUGGGACUUGGCCUACCUCACUGUGGUCAUGCACUGGUGUUCCGGCCCAUCCAGACUGUCCCUUUCUGGGGGUACCCUGACCAGUCAUAGGCCUUGUCCCAGCACAGUCCUUUCAAUGACUGGCAGAUUUGGGAGUUGGGCUGGUUGUGUACAAGACUGGUCUAGGUGAAUGUAUCAUUGAAAAUUCUUUGUAAACAACAGGACCAAAAUCUGUCAGAAGAAAGAUCUGUGGAGAACCUAUGAGCAGCAGGUCUUGGGACAGGCAUCUAAGUAGCACCAAAAGUUCACAGGCCAUCUGGGCAGGGCACCUGGUCCUGGUGAACCUGUUUCUCUGCCUGCCUUCAGGCCCAGCCUUUGGUCCAGGAUCAGCAGGACCAUGAUUGACCAGUUGGGUGGGACAGCUGCAGGGUGUAGAUGCUCAGGCAGUAUUGGGAGCCCUCACUAAAUGGGGGCAUGCCUGCCACAGUGGCACCACCUCCCCACCUGCUGCCCUGUGGAUGCAGUCUCAUCUGCCCCCAUUAGAACCCUCAGUGGCAGAGGAAGCGAGACUCCCACAUUCUAGUGAGAACAAGCAGCAGCCUCCUGAGGCUGCCUUUGAGAUCACACUUGUUCACAAGGCCUGCUACACGUUGGGCCUCCACAGGCCUGGCUCUCCCUACACCAGCUCAAGGUCCAUCUUCUAGCCUGAUGGGGGUGGCCAGUUGGCAGAAGUGAUGUAUAGAGCCAGAAGGAGCAGAGGCCACACAGGUCCUGGUCUUGGCAUCUGCCCUAUUCCCAAGGUUUGUGGCAGCUCUUCUUAAAAAGCAAGACACUCCCCUCCCUCCCCCAAGAGGGACCAGGAAAGUAGCCUUGGGUCAGCACCAGGAACGCAGUAGUCACGGGACCAGUAAAACACAUUUUAAAGAAAAAGAACCUUACUCCUGCAAGUGCACACCCCAACACUCCAUGGAUUUUACAGGAACAUAAAUGUAGAAACAAAGGUCUGGAGGAACCCCUUCCAAAUUGGUACAUCUCGGAGGGCGGGCUCUGGUAGUAAGUGAACUCUGAAAGCUGAAAGGGAGCACAGCGUGUCCCGUGACUGCCUCUUUUCUGUCUGCUAGCACCACUGCCGAAACUGUGGCCACAUCUUCUGCAACACGUGCUCCAGUAACGAGCUGGCCCUGCCCUCCUAC
This is a messenger RNA of Miniopterus natalensis, 2782 nucleotides long. Lineage: Eukaryota; Metazoa; Chordata; Mammalia; Chiroptera; Miniopteridae. The record is from RefSeq and is a predicted model, not a curated record.